Messenger RNA from Aspergillus japonicus CBS 114.51, 510 nucleotides. RefSeq lists its product as uncharacterized. Lineage: Eukaryota; Fungi; Ascomycota; Eurotiomycetes; Eurotiales; Aspergillaceae. The record is from RefSeq and is a predicted model, not a curated record. The coding region runs from base 1 to 510 and encodes 169 amino acids. The transcript has 2 exons.
AUGUCCUGGACUCAGGUCUCGUCCACGCGAUACGAGCGUCCCUUCGACACGAUUGAAACCUUCUAUCGUGCCAUUGCCGCGGCCGGCGCGCCGCUGAACAAAGAGCACUACCUGAUCACCUGCACUGCGCGCCUGCAAGCACCGCUGCCGCCGGCUUCGGCGGUCGAACAGGCCCUCUCGACCCCGCGGAACGUCUUCCGCUUCCUCCCCGCCUACGUGGAGCCGGACCCGCUCGAGGGCGCCUCGCACCCGGAGCUGAGCUCGAUGGGCCGUGUGAACGACACCCUGACCGCGGAGGAGGUGCGGGGGCGGGUGCGCACUGUGCGGGUGACGACCUGGUGGGUGGCGGUCGAGGUCAUCAAUCGGUUGCUGUUGACGAAUGUGUGGACGUGGGAAGAGCGGAUGGUGCUGUCUGUGAAUUGGAACGAGGCGUUUUAUGCGCCGGAGCUGGUGGAAGGAUUGUUGGGGGCGUGGCGGGAGGAGUUGGUUCGGGGGUUGUUGGCGGGUUAG